Molecule: messenger RNA, 4485 nt
Organism: Plutella xylostella (diamondback moth)
Lineage: Eukaryota; Metazoa; Arthropoda; Insecta; Lepidoptera; Plutellidae
Gene: spn-E
Product: tudor domain containing 9 protein spindle E
Cellular component (GO): intracellular anatomical structure
Molecular function (GO): RNA binding; ATP binding; helicase activity
Source: RefSeq, a predicted model, not a curated record
UCUGUUGAUAUGGCGAUUUUUUUGUUGACGAUAUGAAAAUGAAAACAACCGGCUACAAGUAACGACUUUACUUUAUUAAAUAUCUUCUGCGUAACUAACCUUCUGCAAUUCAGCAGCGAGUUAAAAUGGACGAACUGCGAGCAUUUUACAACAACCCUGGCAGAAAGGUGAUAAAACUUCGAGGUCCACAAACAUGUGGUAUUCGCUUGACGGAAGAAGACAAUACUGAUGAUCUGAACCGCAGACAGGAGCAUCGACGCACCGUACUCUUGAGCGGCACCGACUACGCCCGGGAAAUCAAGGAAAAUGAAAUUCAAACCUAUUUACGGAAUGAAACAGAAAGAGGCAAUUGGGAGAGUAUGUCCCACGGACUGGAGUCCCUGGAGCGCCUGUCUAGUUUUGGUGCAUCACAGUCCAACAUUGGUGAGCUCACCGAGGAAGCCAUGACUGAGGUCUACAAGAAGUACUCUUUCCAAGUCAAGGAAGACACGAACCACUUGCCCAUCCAUGACUUCAAGCAACAGAUAUUAGACCGUAUUCAUGGGCAACCCGUGGUGAUCAUAGAGGGCCCAACAGGUUGUGGUAAGACAACCCAAGUGCCUCAAUGGAUUCUGGAUGACUGCUAUGCUCGACGCAAGCAUUGCAAGAUCAUUGUCACUCAGCCAAGAAGGAUAGCUGCUAUAUCCAUUGCUAAGAGAGUUGCCCAGGAAAGAGGAUGGGAUGUGGGAGGGCCUGUGGGAUUCCAAGUUGGUCUAGAGAACCGAACUACCACUGAUACAUGUAUCAAUUAUGUAACCACUGGUAUCCUGCUGCAGAAAUUAGUGGCUUCAAAAACUUUGAACGAAUACACUCACAUCAUCCUUGAUGAAGUGCAUGAGAGAGGCCAAGAGAUGGACUUCUUGCUGCUAGUGGUGAAGAGGCUCCUCUACACCGUCUCCCCGGGAGUGAAGGUCAUACUCAUGUCGGCUACAUUCAACUACCUGGCCUUUGCCAGCUACUUCUUGAUUCCAACGCCGACAGGGCUGGAGCCGUCUUCUUGUAUCAAGAUUGAGAAGAAGCACACUAUGUUUACAGUGAAGACAUUCUACCUGAAUCACUUGCACAAGUUUGGAUCGCUGGUCCAGAAAGCAAUGCCCAAAAAAGACGAACCAACCAUAGAGCCAGACAUGUACAAGUUGGUGAUCAAACUGGUCAAUGCGUUUGAACAGAUUGACAAGCAGGAGGACAACUACUCCGAGUGCGACGCUGACAUCCCCUCGGUGCUGAUCUUCCUACCCGGAAUCAAUGAGAUUGAAGAUCUCUAUGAAAUCUUGACCAAUCCGAAAACGAGAGCGCAAGUGUGCGACGAGGAGUGUGCCAAGUACAAGUGGUGGGUGCUGCCUCUUCACUCCACCAUCACUGCGGAUGAACAGGUGCGGGUGUUCCAGCGAGCGCCGCCCGGACACCGCAAGAUCAUACUGUCCACUAACCUGGCUGAGAGCUCUAUCACUGUGCCCGAUAUCAAGUAUGUGAUCGACUUCUGCCUCAUGAAGAUCCUGGUGGCGGACGAGCAGACCAACUUCACGUCGCUGCAGCUGCACUGGGCGGCCAAGAACAACUGCGAGCAGCGGGCAGGGCGCGCGGGCCGCGUGCGCGACGGACGCGUCUACCGACUCGUCACCGACAAGUUCUAUGAGACCCUCCCACAAGAGUGUGCGCCCGAGAUCCAGCGCUGCCCGCUGGAGCGGCUCGUGCUGCUGGCCAAGAUGCUGGACAUGGGCCCGCCCAGCCACGUGCUGGCGCUGGCCAUGGACCCGCCCGACAUGGCGCACAUACACCGCACCACGCUCGUGCUCAAGGAGGUGGGAGCGCUCAAGAAGACGCUAGACGGCGAGCUGAGUGUAGCAGACGGUGACAUCACGUACCUGGGCCGGGUCAUGGCCAAGCUGCCGCUGGACGUGCGCGUGUCCAAGCUCAUCAUGCUGGGACACAUCUUCGGAUGCUUGGAGGACACUGUUAUCAUGGCUGCGGCCAUGUCGGUGAAGAAUAUCUUCAGCAGUCCGUUCCGUGAGCGCCUCGACGCCUACAACUCCAAGUUGACCUGGGCGGACGGGUCUACCAGCGACUGCAUUGCGUUCCUCAAUGUUUACAAAGUAUGGACCCACCUGCGCAAACAACAGCACUUCAAGCACCGCAACGGCUCGGACGAGAGGUCCUGGGCCAGGUCGUUCUACGUGCAGGUGCGGGCUCUACGCGAGCUGGAUGACCUGGUGCGGGAGCUGAAGCUGCGGCUGAGUAGGGAGGGGAUCGAGGCGGGACAGAGUCCGUGGAGCAAGAGCGAACUGCCGUUGGUGCUUAAGGUCCUAAUCGCCGGCGCGUUCUACCCGCACUACUUCAUACAAGUGGGCGGGGACGAACAACGCGAGCGCGACGCGGUCAAGACCCUGGGAGGCCUCAACCCACGUACUACCGUAUACCUGAAGGACUUCCCGGCGACGCAGCCCGGCGAGGUCUACGCCUCCUCUAUUAGGAAGAUCGUGCAGCAACUUACCAGCGACGAACCCCGGGUUACGUUCGAUAAGAAUAGCGCGAAAGUAUACCUGUCGUUUGACGACGACGGUUCGACAGGAAAUCGCGGCAAUAACAAACACAAUCCAAAUAUCCCUGGCAAAGUGGUGCUCCCAGUGUACAAAGCUAUCAAAGCUCGCCAGCUCAAGAUGGACAUCCGCCUCGCUUUACUGCCACAAGAGAAAGCGGACGAGCUGGCGGCGGCGCUGCAGCUGAGCAAGAUGGCGCUGGACAAGGACCUGGCCGUGCCCAAGCUGCCCGAGAUCGACGACACGCACUUCCCGCUCACCAUAUCUCACUUCAUAGACGUGGGUCGAUUCUACGUGCAGUACGACGACGCAUCAACAUCGUCCGACGUGCAGUGCGUGCUACACGAGCUGAACUCGCAGCGGCUGCUCGCUUUUACUGGAGAGGUGGCGCCGGGCGGCGUGUACGCGGCCCCCUACCACGACCAGAAGCGCGCUAGCACGCAUUACAGGGUCACUGUGAUGAAGGUGCUGCCGGAUAGUAUGGUUUGGGUAUUCUACAUGGACUACGGCAUGUACGGGCGUGUCAACUCCACCGAGCUGCGGGAGCUGCCUAAAGGCGCGUGCAGCUUGCUGCCUCCACUGGCCAUGCAGUGCGUGCUGGCCGAGGUGCAGCCCUCGCCGCUGCUGGAGGCGCGCGCGCAGUGGACCGCGCAGGCCCGGGACCUCUUCCACGACCUCGCUAGGAGGAAGCCGCUGCUCGGGAAGGUGUACUCUGUGGCGCACGGCGUGGUGUCCAUAGAGCUGCUGGCCAAGAACGGACAGAUCAACGUGAACCAGGCGCUGGUGGAGCGAGGCUACGCGGUGCCGUGCGAGGAGAGCUACGAGUCCAAGUUGAACCACGACCUCCGCGAGACAGCUACGGAGUUGAACAUGGCGCAGAAGCGCGCGUACAACCGGCAGCAGGUGGAGCUGGCGUUCCAGGAGCUGCGGGAGGCGGCGCCGCCGAGCGUCCGCGACUGCGUGGCCGACGUGCUUCUGAAGGGACCCUUCAGUCCACUGGAGUCUACAGUGCACAACCUGAUGUUCGCGAGCCGCGACAAGCAGGUGGUCAUCGAGUGGAACUCCGUCAACGCCGUGUUGCUGGACACCGACCCACAGGCGGUCUACGAAAGGUUGCUAGUCGCCGGCGUGGUGGGCACCAACGAGUCUGCGGGCAAACUGACUCUUCGUCACACUACGCUCAUGCCGAAUAUCCCCGGCCUGCCCGCUAUUAUUGCACUGCUGUUCUGUCCUACUACGGAGCUGCGGCGAGACAGCACCGGCACUCGGUACGUGAGCGCGCUGUGCGGGCUCGGCAGCACGGACAGUGGCGCCCCCCUGUUCCCCGAGCACGACCUGCUGGUCGACGUGGACGCCGAGCUCAGCGUCGACGACAUCGGCGAGAUUAACCACAUCCGCCACCUGAUGGACUACAUGAUGCUGUGCGGGCCGGGGCAGGACUCGCCCAGCGCCGACGACGAGUUCCGCCCGCAGGUGCCCGCCAUCAUCCGCCGGGAGCUCAUGCAACUGCUAUGCAAGCGUCGCAAGCACCGCGAGUGUCAAUCCGUAGCUCACGCAUGGGACUGGAACUCAGUUCCCGAAGACGAGUUACUUGAGAUCACUCAACCGGACAUGUUGGCGGUGGCUGUGGUGUUCCCGCUGCACGCGCCGCUCGAGCUGCGCGCGCUGGAGCCCGACGCCGUGCGCCUCAUGAAGCAGGAGAACGACCAGCUCACAACCCUGGUCAUGAGGACCCCCCUCUCCUCGAGCAAGGAGCUGCCGUGCAAGCUGUGCGGCACGGAGCCCAUGCCCAUGCAGGCCAUGCGCCUCCAUCUGUCCUCGCUAGCGCACCGGGACAAGGAGAAGGACUUCCGCAUGUUUGACGCGUAAACUUUGUUGUGACGAGGAUGGGUGGCAAAACGACGUAGCU